CCCAAGGAAAACCAUCAUCAGCCGCUCUCUCUCUCUCGGCUCUCCACUUCGGCCUCCGCCUCGCUCCCACCCCAAAUUCCUCCACGGCUGGCGGCCUGAAGCCCUAGGCCACCGCCGGGACCCAAGAGCAAGCAUACAGACGCUGCGAUCGGAAGCAGCAGUAGCCGCCGCCAUGCAGGGCCUCCCCGGCGGCGUCCCCGAUCCGCAGCAGCUCCAGGCCACCAUGCUCGCCAUCGAGCAGGCCUGCUCCCUCAUCCAGGUGCACAUGAAUCCGGCUGAAGCGGAAAAAGUUCUAAGUUCACUCCAUUCAUCUCUGAUGCCUUAUCAAGCAUGCAGAUUUAUUCUUGAGACAUCCCUAAUGCCAAAUGCGAGAUUCCAAGCUGCUGGAGCAAUUGGUGAUGCUGCAAUAAGGGAGUGGGGAAUUUUAACAGAUGACAACAAAAGAAGCCUAAUACUAUAUUGUUUGAACUACGUUAUGGAGCAUACAGGUUCCCCUGAUGGCUACGUGCAAUCAAAAGUUUCUGCUGUGGCAGCUAGGUUACUAAAAAGAGGCUGGCUUGAGUUUCCGGACCAAGAAAAAGGUGCCAUCUUCUUCGAGGUUGAACAGUCCAUCCAGGGCAUGCACGGGCCUAAUCGACAGUUUGCUGGGAUCAACUUCUUAGAAACAUUGGUUUCAGAGUUUUCCCCUUCAACUGCUUCUUCUAUGGGCCUGCCUAAGGAGUUCCAUGACCAAUGCCAAUUGUCAUUUGAAGUGAAGUUUCUGAAGGACUUCUAUUGCUGGGCACAAGCUGCUGUAUUCAAUACCGCAGACAAAAUCUUGAAUUCAAAUGUAACUAUACCCGAGGAGAAAGCAUGUUCGGCGGCAUUGCGCCUCAUGCUUCAAAUUUUAAGCUGGAGCUUCAAGCCAACUUUGGAACAUGAGAAUUUAGAUGCCAAAAUAAAAUCUGGUUUGAGGAGCGAUGCCAUAAAUCUGAGGAAAUUCGAACGUUCAUUGGUGAAGCCAGGGUCUUUAUGGACUGAUAUUCUUAUAUCAAGUGCGCAUACUACCUGGGUUUUGAACUUCUAUACUACCCUGCGUCAGAAGUACUCGUAUGAUACACUAUGGGGUGAUUCUCCUAUUGCUGUCUCUUGCAGACAGCUCAUAGUGCAAUUAUGCUCCCUGGCAGGCGCUGUUUUUCCUAAUGAUAAUGGAGAUGCACAAAUUGAACACUUUAUGCACAUACUAUCCGCUGUUAUCUUGUGGAUUGAACCUCCGAAUGUCAUUGCGGAAUCAAUUCGAAAUGGAGGAAGUGAAAGUGAGUUCAUAGAUGGUUGCCAUGUCCUGCUUUCGGUGGCAUCUUUGACUAGUAGCUCACUUUUUGACAACCUCCUGAAAUCGAUAAGGCAAUAUGGCACAAUUAACCUGCUUUCUGCUUUGACAUCCGAAGCUGUCAAGUCUGUUCUGGAUAACCAGAAUGAAGAAGAAACAUGGGGUUCAGAUGCUCUAGAUAUAUUGUUAGAAACAUGGAAUGUUAUUCUGGGGGAAGCUUGUGCUGAUAAAAGUCCUAUGUCAGCUGAUGGAGCACUUGCAGCUUCAAAUUUGUUUAAGAUAAUUGUGGAGUCACAUUUGAAGGCUGCUGCUGAUUCUGCAUUUGAGGAUAGUGACGAUGCUGAAUACUUUCAUGUUUCUGUUUCAAAGCGUGAUGAGCAGUUGGCCUUGUAUGCUCUGAUUGCACGAGCAGCUGCUGACACCACCAUACCCUUUCUUGAGCAACUAUUUUCUGAGCGAUUUGCACGGCUAAGUCAGCAGAGAGAUGUCGAAAAUGAUCCCACUCGAACAUUGGAGGAGCUGUAUUGGCUGUUGCUGAUUACCAGUCAUGUCCUAACUGACUCAGGCGAAGGAGAAACACUGCUUAUUCCUGAAGCUUUGCAGGCGGGAUUCACCAAUGUAGUUGAAGUAGCUCAACAUCCUGUAGUUACGUUGUCAUGGUCUAUAAUAAAUUUUUCAAGGCAAUGUCUAGACCCAGGAAUUAGAGGGAGGUACUUCAGUCCCCGGCUCAUGGAGGCGGUGAUUUGGUUCCUGGCCAGAUGGGUUGCAACCUAUUUAGUACCGCUUGAUGUGAGUAGAGAAAUUGACAGUGUGGGUAGACAUGGAUCUCAGCAUUCUAGAAAAUUGCUAAACAGUUUUGCGUGGGACAAUAACCAAGGGGAGCUUGUUCUUGAUUUUGUUGUUCUCAUGUCAAUGGUGGCACUUACUACAUAUCAGGGCGAAAUUGAGCUGCAGACACUUACAUGCCAAAAACUACUUGCUUCAGUUGUUCGACGGAAACACACAUGUGCUUAUGUUGUUCAGUUGGACUCAUGGCGUGACCUUACAAGGGCUUUUGCAAGUGGGCGUUCUUUAUUUUCAUUGAGUGGACGCUUACAGGUAAGUGUUAUAUGCACUCACCAUGCAGUUUUAACUUAUGCUUUCAUUUGUGAAGACCUUAUGCUUUUGUUACUACUUACCACACCUUCACAGAGAUCUCUAGCAGAAACACUUGCAUGUGCAGCUUCCUGCAUCAAAGAUCCCGAAGCAUCUGUGCAGUAUUUGAGAGACCUCAUGGGACCAGUCGCAGGAUGCCUAGUAGAAAAUGCUAGUAGGAGUGAUCUUAAAUCUGUUGCACAUCAACCAGAUGUUAUCUACAUGGUCUGUUGCCUAUUGGAACGGCUAAGAGGAGCUGCUAGAGCUACUCAGCCUCGCACUCAAAAGGUUCUGUUUGAGAUGGGUCAUACUGUGAUGAACUCACUCUUGACUCUUCUGGAGGUGUACAAAAAUCAGUCUGAAGUCAUAUACAUGAUACUCAAGUUCGUGGUUGACUUCAUUGAUGGUCAAGCUGUAUUCCUGGAUGGUAAGGAGACAUCAGUUUUGAUGAGCUUUUGCUUACGCCUGCUCCAGAUAUACUCCUCUCAUAAUAUUGGAAAGGUAAGAACAGGAAUUCUUAUUACUGUGUUAUUCUGUGCCAGAAAAUUUUCUCCACAAUGAUGCUGCUAACAUUCCUUUUUCUCAAAUACACACGCGUGCAUGUUUAACAAGGUGGUUUGUGUUCACACGCCUGCUCCAUACAUUUUUGCCAUGUUUGCAUGGCACAUGCGGCAUGUGCCCAUUGUUGUGUUGGGUCGGGUCUUUUGCUUCUAGAUAGAGCUCCAUUAGAGCUAGCCUAUACAAAAGGAUUGGCUCUAAUCCCUAUCUAUCCAAACAUGCCAUUAGGGAAGGUUUGGAAGAGGGGAUUUGCUUUGGGCUUUUCAUAUGUAGUUUUCUCUCGAAACAGGCUUGGUCCCCGCUUUAUAUAUAAAUCACAAACGGCCGAAUCAUACAAGCUGAUGAGGAAAUCCUGUUGCAAAUCAGGUCAAAAUAAAAAACGACAUUCAGGAAAGUAGCGAGAAUGCCACCAGCUCAAAGCCGAGCAAGAGAACAGGAGUAGCCAGACCCAACACUAGGCAACCGAGACUACCAACCUGGGUUGAAGCCGCGCCUCACUGCACCGCCAAGCUAUGUCCGGAGAGGUCCGCCUGCCCUCUUGCUCCAGGCCGCAGAGCGCCGAUCCUGCCAAUGGACAGUGAGGACCGAGAAUGGUGACAACGAGGUCAUGUGUAAAAGGUAGGAGGCCAACGAGGCCACCCCACGCCACAAUCGAAGAAGCUUCACACCAGGAUCAAAGCAUGCUUGAAUACGCCGACGAGCCGCGACGGUUAGGUACCUGAGCUUCUAGGAAGACACUUGCAAGAGGGAGACGACACAACGCACCGCAGUCGCUGAGCCUAAGAAGACAUACACGGGUUUUCGCCCGGAGCCCUGACAUGGAGAGGGGACCCACAACGAUGCCCCCAAGAGGGAUACGAUACUCGUAGGCAUCACCGGCGACGGAGCGCGGAGCUUUCGCUCUGAGCCUCAUCCGUGACACAAGGGGUACCAAGGUCGCCACCCAACCCGAGGGGAGAACUGCUUCGAGGCCUCUAGACCAAGACCGGAGGCCGCCACUGCCAAAGCCAUGACAACACCAGGAUCACCCGCCACCACUCCCCUCGCUUGCUCGCCGUAAAGCCAUCCACGCAGCCUCGCCUUCCGGGGCCGCUGCUCUGGCAUCCAAGGAUCCACAUCACCCCACCAACCUGACAUCCAGACGACACCCACCCGAGCAGCAACAAGGGUCUCCAUCCAACCGUAGAUCACGCCACCUACUGGACCUGCAACACCUCUGCAGCGCCCAAAUCUGGGCUGAAACGGCCAAACAGCGGCACACAAGUGGACGGACGGUGAUCGCAGCCCGCCUGGCUGCAGUCACCACACCCAAAUCCUCUCCUACAUGCCCCCAGACCCGACACGCAGCCAGGCCGGGGCACUGCCGCAGCCGGAGCCUGCCCACGGCCAUAGAGCGCGAGAGAACGAGAGAUCGCAGCCCUCUAGCCCAUGGCCCCGACCUCCAGGGACAUCACCAUACCGUGGUGAAGGGAGCCAAGCGCCGGAGGUGCCACAAGGUCGCCCCGACAGGGAGGGAGACCGGAGGGUGCCGAGGUGGCGAGCUCCUCACCCGGGAGGGCCGGAUGUGGGCCUCUGCCUACCAGAUCUGGGGAAGAGGCGCCAAAGGAUGCACUGUGCAGUGCUGGAGGAGGCUUCAUGCAACACCGGGCAGCCAAACUUGACGAGGACGGGAUCCACAUGGGGGAAGAUAGGGAAGGAAACAGAGCCUCGGGGAGGGGCGCGAAUUGGGACCAGGAGGCGGCGGCGGGUCGCCACCUGUGACGCCCUAGGAAGGUGACGCGGGGGCAGGAGAUCCGUGUUUGUUCUGUUUCCAGAUGUAGUUAAAGGGAACAAAUUGUCAACAAUCAUUGUGCUAUUGGAGAUAAUGUGUUGUUGGAAUUUUGCCACAGGAUCGAUCACAUCAAAUCACGAUCAACACACGCGCACAGAAAACUUUGGCCAAAGGCACGUGUCGUGCCUUUCUUUUCCCUCUUUUUAUUUUCUGUUUUUCUUACACCGUGUUACAAAACUCACGCAGCCGGACCUGUAUAUAUAUACAGAACCAACCGACCUAAACACAACUCCAAGACCCACACGGCAAGUGCAACAUCUUGGCGGACACUUAUUACUAAACGGACUAGUACUAUUCAUCUGGACACUAAUUUCCUACACACAAACGUACUAGACCCUGUCCUACACGGAUAUGAACCAAACUCAAACUAAUACUGCCAUGUGACGUGCAAGCCAGCCGGGUUGAUCAUGUAACCAACAUGCUACUUGACAAACAAUACUAACUCAAGAUUAUCUCUAACAUUCUCUCCCUAAUCUUGACUCUUGUCUUCCGUGCUUCUCCAGUCUUGACUCGUCGACGAUUCAUCCCUUGUCGACUCAUCCGCUCGCACCACGACAAGUCAAAUUGUUGGCUUGGUUGCUUGCAACAAUCUCCCCUCCAAUUUUGACUUGGCGAAUUUACGGACCACCUCAAAUAUGCCUUGGACUACCCACCUCGCUAGUAACAUGUGGAAAACACCACCCGGUAGACUACACCAUCCACCCUAGCAAGAUACAUGCCGACUCCUUGUGGAUCACACCACCCCGUGGACUACACCGCCCACUCCAGCCUCAUGUAGAGACAUGGCCUCAUUGAAGAGACUCACCUUCACUGGUUUACCGCCCCCACAUACUUGAACUUGGUCCUCUCGUCGAGACACAUAGACGACCUGGAUGCGCUUCAUCUUCAACGCCUUCUCGCAGAGACAAGCACUUGGGCAUGACGACGACGACGACUGACCAACGCAACGACGACUAACCGUGCAAACUCGCAGGAUUCCUUGACUCAUCCGACUCCCCCGGACGAUGAUCUUGAUGAGCUCCAGCGCCGCACCUCAGCACCACCUCCCCCAUCAACGAUCUUCUUCCACCGCCUUGCCGACGACAGCCUGCCGUCUCCCUCCUUGUCGCUCCGCCGAACGACGAUCACCUGAUCCUCCUCAUCCGUCGCUCCAUACCGCGACUAUAUUGCCCGCCCCGGGGCGCUAGUAGAUCGCCACCCCGGGGCAAGCGCAGCUUCACUCGAACCUUGCUCUAGAUACCAAUUGUUGGAAUUUUGCCACAGGAUCGAUCACAUCAAAUCACGAUCAACACACGCGCACAGAAAACUUUGGCCAAAGGCACGUGUCGUGCCUUUCUUUUCCCUCUUUUUAUUUUCUGUUUUUCUUACACCGUGUUACAAAACUCACGCAGUCGGACCUGUAUAUAUAUACAGAACCAACCGACCUAAACACAACUCCAAGACCCACACGGCAAGUGCAACAUCUUGGCGGACACUUAUUACUAAACGGACUAGUACUAUUCAUCUGGACACUAAUUUCCUACACACAAACGUACUAGACCCUGUCCUACACGGACAUGAACCAAACUCAAACUAAUACUGCCAUGUGACGUGCAAGCCAGCCGUGUUGAUCACGUAACUAAUCACGUAACCAACAUGCUACUUGACAAACAAUACUAACUCAAGAUUAUCUCUAACAUGUGUGAGGACAGUAAAUAUUUGCAUACGCUCGUCAAAUUUAUGUUACUUACUGCAAACUGAAAAAAACCUUGUUGUGGCAAAUGUAAUAUGGACCAAAGCAAAUGAGCUUCUGUUUUUUUCUAAACUUUUGUGAUAUAUCAAUGUUAGGGAGUAACUUCCCGACAGUGUAGUUGCCAUCAAUGUUAGAGAGAAUGUUCUAUAAGAC
This is a messenger RNA of Triticum aestivum (bread wheat), 6717 nucleotides long. Its product is annotated as exportin-4. Gene Ontology annotation, biological process: protein export from nucleus. Gene Ontology annotation, cellular component: nuclear pore; cytoplasm. The record is from RefSeq and is a predicted model, not a curated record. The transcript is spliced from 25 exons. Gene Ontology annotation, molecular function: nuclear export signal receptor activity. Lineage: Eukaryota; Viridiplantae; Streptophyta; Magnoliopsida; Poales; Poaceae. The coding region runs from base 173 to 3004 and encodes 943 amino acids.